Messenger RNA from Dromaius novaehollandiae (emu), 537 nucleotides. RefSeq names its product olfactory receptor 14A16-like. The record is from RefSeq and is a predicted model, not a curated record. Gene Ontology annotation, biological process: G protein-coupled receptor signaling pathway. The transcript has a single exon. Gene Ontology annotation, molecular function: olfactory receptor activity; odorant binding. The annotation marks the transcript as partial. Gene Ontology annotation, cellular component: membrane. NCBI's taxonomy places the organism in Eukaryota, Metazoa, Chordata, Aves, Casuariiformes, Dromaiidae.
CUGCACUAUGGGACCCUCCUGGGCAGCAGAGCUUGUGUCAAAAUGGCAGCAGCUGCCUGGGCCAGUGGUUUUCUCAAUGCUCUCCUGCACACUGCUAACACAUUCUCAAUACCACUCUGCCAAGGCAACACAGUGGACCAGUUCUUCUGUGAAAUCCCCCAGAUCCUCAAGCUGUCCUGUACAGAUGCCUACCUCAGGGAAGUUGGGGUUAUUGUGGUUGGUGCGUGUUUAUUCUUUGGGUGUUUCGUUUUCAUUGUGGUGUCCUACGUGCAGAUCUUCACAGUCGUGCUGAGGAUCCCCUCUGAGCAGGGCCAGCACAAAGCCUUUUCCAUGUGCCUCCCGCACCUGGCCGUGGUCUCCCUGUUUGUCAGCACCUCAUUUCUGGCCUACCUGAGGCCCCCCUCCAUCUCCUCCCCGUCACUGGAUCUGGUGGUGGCUGUUCUGUACUCAGUGGUGCCUCCAGCAGUGAACCCGCUCAUCUACAGCAUGAGGAACAAGGAGCUCAGGGAGGCACUGAGGAAACUGAUCUGGUACUGA